This is a messenger RNA of Myiozetetes cayanensis, 1556 nucleotides long. It is a transcript of the gene VWC2, whose product is annotated as von Willebrand factor C domain containing 2. The record is from RefSeq and is a predicted model, not a curated record. NCBI's taxonomy places the organism in Eukaryota, Metazoa, Chordata, Aves, Passeriformes, Tyrannidae. Bases 225 to 1220 code for a protein of 331 amino acids. Gene Ontology annotation, biological process: negative regulation of BMP signaling pathway. Gene Ontology annotation, cellular component: AMPA glutamate receptor complex. The transcript is spliced from 4 exons. Gene Ontology annotation, molecular function: protein binding.
GCCGCCGCGCUGCGCUCCGGGCUCGGCAGGUCCGCCGAGGCGAGCGGGCAGCAACAAGCCGCUGCCGCCCGCCCGCGGCCCCGCCAUGGGAGCCGGGCGCGGGGCGAGGCUGGCCGCCCCGAGCCGCCGGCGAGGCUGAGCCCGGCGCCAGCGCAGGGACCCUGGAUCUGUGAAGCGCUUCCCUCCGAUGUGAGUGCAGUGUCCCCUGUGGGAUGCAGUAGGUGAUGCCCAGCUCUACUGCAAUGGCAAUUGGAGCUCUCUCUAGUUCUCUCCUUGUAACCUGCUGCCUCAUGGUUGCCCUCUGUAGCUCCACCAUACCCGUACAAAAACUAGCCAAGGCUCAAGACAAACAGGAGAUAAAGGCGAGCCAGGAAAAGAGGGAUCACACGUCUACAAGGGACAGCCAGACAGGCCCAGGGAAAAUGAAUGAGAUCGGCAGGAGCGGAAGGGAGGAGGGUAGCAGGGACUGGAAGAGCAAAGGGAACAGGAACUACUCGAACAAGGAGUCAUGGACUAAGCAAAAGCAGGCUUGGAACAGCCAGGUGACAGGCAGUAAAUCUGGGAGCAUUCAAGUGCAAGAGCAAAGGGAUGCUGCUCCCGAGGAACCUCAGGUGGCUGAAGACUCGUCUCUCCCAACAUCUGUUGCGAGUGUUACUCCCGAGCCUCCAGAGGAGUACGCCUAUCCGGACUACCGUGGGAAAGGCUGCGUGGACGAGAGCGGCUUCGUGUAUGCCAUCGGGGAGAAGUUUGCGCCGGGCCCCUCUGCCUGCCCCUGCCUCUGCACGGAGGAGGGCCCGCUAUGUAUCCAGCCCGAGUGCCCCAGACUCCACCCUCGCUGCAUCCAUGUGGACACCACGCAGUGCUGCCCGCAGUGCAAGGAGAGGAAGAACUACUGCGAGUUCCGAGGAAAAAACUAUCAGACCCUAGAGGAGUUCAUGGUUUCUCCAUGUGAAAGGUGUCGCUGUGAAGCCAAUGGUGAAGUGCUGUGCACAGUUUCAGCCUGUCCCCAGACCGAGUGCGUGGAUCCGGUGUAUGAGCCUGAUCAGUGCUGUCCUAUUUGCAAAAAUGGCCCAAACUGCUUUGCAGAAACCCUUGUCAUUCCAGCAGGCCGGGAGGUGAAAACUGAUGAAUGCACUAUAUGUCACUGUACUUAUGAAGAAGGCACGUGGAGAAUUGAAAGGCAAGCGAUGUGCACUAGACAUGAAUGCAAGCAAAUAUAGGAAUUCUACAAAUCUACGUACUUUUCGUGGUUUUUAUAAAAUAUCUCACAGCAGUGAGCACCCUAGAUGACCCAGGAGAAUCUGACUGAGAAGAUUCUGGAAAGGAGCAAAGAAUAAAACACUGAUAUUUUGUUUUUCAAAGUAACAUAAUACUGCAAGGCAAAGAAGUGCAUAUAUUUAAAACGUUUGGACAUAAGAAUACCUGUCUUAAAUGUGUUAUUUUCACAGUGAGUACACUAAAAUACACUGAAUAAAAUAUUCUAUGUAUUUCUAUAAUAUCAUUAUAGAGCUUAAAAAUAAAUGUUUUAUAUAGACAAUACAGAUUGAAGUACUGUA